AUGCUUACACCAGAUAGAAUAUUAAUUGGAAUAAGUGGAAAAAUUACAAUGCCAUUAAGCAGAAUAAACACAUUUAAGCAUAAAAUCUAUACAGAGGAAGAAUUACCAAUAAGUCAAAGAGCUUAUUGUAAAUCACAAGCAGAAAAUGAAAUAAUCAAGAAGAAGAUAAACAAUAAAUUAGAAAAGGGAUUUAUUAGAUUAUCUAAUAAUCCUUAG
This is a messenger RNA of Funneliformis geosporum, 216 nucleotides long. The record is from the annotation of a GenBank genome assembly. Lineage: Eukaryota; Fungi; Glomeromycota; Glomeromycetes; Glomerales; Glomeraceae.